UGGGAUUUAAAAAACUCACCACCACCACCACCCCCUUUCCAGUAUCGUAUAACCCAACAUCAAAUGUGGGUGAACUUAGUUAUUCCGUGGGACAAGAAGAACUAAAAAGUGGCCAAGCAAAGUCUGCCCUCUGGGGAGAACAACUGUUCUCUUGUUGUUGACCUAAUCUAGUUCUACUACUCAGAUCCAAAUUCACUAUUGACUGAUUGGUCGGCUUCCUAAACGAGGGAGGAGGGGGGUGACGAGCAUCCCUUUCUAUCAGGCAAGCUGAGACAAGGAGAAUCCUGUUUCUCCUCCCCCCCACCCCUCCGCCUCCCAGGUGUCUCUGAAAAUAAGAGUCGAGGUCUUCACCUCCUCUGCCUUCCUUACCUAAAGUCAUUCAGAGGGCUCGUAUUUUGACAAGACUUCUUUUUCCCAGAAGCUUAUGGGAAGGUGGAGUCUGGACUGUAAUUGACUAAAGACCUUUGUGUGGAUUUAAACGACCCCAGCAGUAGGCAAUGGAGACUGGCUCGGUGUGCCGGACUUCCGAGCGGGUCUGAGCCCGAGCCUUCGGGGUACGUAGAGUUUCAGAGCGGCCAUGGAAGCGGCUGGCAGCGAAGACGCCAUCAGCUUUCAAGAUGAAGCUGUGGAUAAAAGCAUAUUUAAGGACUGCAACAAAAUUGGUUUCUACAGACGUCAGAAGCUACUCCCAAGGAAGAAUACCUAUCGGGCAUUACUGGAUUCAGUCACCUCAGGCAAAGACAGCACCAAAUUCCAGAUCAUCAAUGAAGUGAAUAAGGUUCCUCUCUUGGCUGAAGUCUAUGGAAUAGAGGGAAAUAUUUUCAGGUUAAAAAUCAAUGAAAUGGCUCCCCUGAAUCCAAGGUAUGAAAUCUCCGAUGUCCUCAUACAGAAGCCGGCUACCAAAAGGCUGACGCCAUGCCCAGGGGAUACAGGUACUCUGGUGCUGAAAGAUGACUCAGGAAAUCUGAAGUUUCACAUCUCAGCAAACCCCUUCAAGAUAGAUCUGUCUUCUGAAGAAGAGCCCGUGUUAAGCAUCAAUUCCACAGGCAGGCUGUACUUUGAACAUUUGCAGAUGCCACCCAAACACAGAAUUUCCAAAGAAGAAGAUGUGAUGACUGAUCCUUCCCAGGAAAGUCAAGAUGAUCUGGGCCUUUGGCAAGAGAAAUUUGGCAAAUUUGUGGAUAUCAAAGCCAAUGGCCCCAGCGCCAUAGGCCUGGACUUCUCCUUGCAUGGAUUUGAGCACCUCUAUGGGAUCCCACAACAUGCAGAAACCCAUCAGCUCAAAAACACCAGUGCUGGAGAAGCUUACCGCCUAUACAACCUGGACGUCUAUGGGUACAAGAUACAUGACAAAAUGGGUAUCUAUGGCUGCGUGCCUUAUCUCCUGGCACACAAACAAGGCAGAACAGUGGGCAUUUUCUGGCUGAAUGCCUCAGAAACCUUGGUGGAAAUCAACACACAGCCUACAGUGGAACACAUGCUGUCCCAGGAAGGCUCAGUUUUGGCGAAGCAGAAAGUCAAGGCUCAAACUGAUGUGUGUUGGAUGUCAGAGAGUGGAAUCAUUGAUGUUUUUCUGUUAAUGGGACCAACCCCUGCUGCAGUCUUCAAACAAUACUCAGUACUUACAGGCACACAAGCCCUGCCUCCACUCUUCUCCUUGGGAUACCAUCAGUGCCGUUGGAACUACGACGACGAACAAGACGUCAAGGCUGUGGAUGCUGGGUUUGACGCCCAUGACAUCCCUUAUGACGUCAUAUGGCUGGACAUAGAACACACCGAGGGCAAACGGUACUUCACGUGGGACAAAAAGAAAUUUCCAGAUCCUAAAAGGAUGCAAGAGCUGAUCAGGAGUAAAAAACGCAAGGUCGUGGUCAUUACUGACCCCCACAUCAAGGUUGAUCCCAUGUACUCAUUGUACUCUCAGGCAAAAGACAAGGGUUACUUCGUGAAAAAUAACAAAGGUGGAGAUUUUGAGGGUGUAUGUUGGCCUGGAGCCUCUUCUUACCUAGAUUUCACCAACCCCAAGGUACGAGAAUGGUAUUCAGGUCUUUUUGCCUUCUCUGAAUAUCAGGGUUCUACUGACAUCCUCUUUAUAUGGAACGAUAUGAAUGAGCCUUCUGUCUUUAGGGGGCCAGAGCUGACCAUGGAGAAGAAUGCCAUUCAUUAUGGCAACUGGGAACACAGAGACCUUCAUAAUAUGUAUGGCUUUUACCAGCAAAUGGCUGCAGCAGAAGGCCUGAUCCAGAGGUCUAACGGGGAGGAGAGACCCUUUGUUUUGACCCGUUCUUUCUUUGCUGGAUCACAGAAGUAUGGUGCAGUAUGGACAGGAGACAACAAGGCAGAGUGGGGUUACCUGAAAAUUUCCAUCCCAAUGUUGCUGACUCUCAGUGUCGCUGGUAUUGCUUUUUGUGGAGCUGACGUAGGUGGAUUUAUCGGAGACCCGGAGCCAGAGCUGCUGGUACGCUGGUACCAGGCUGGAGCCUACCAGCCCUUCUUCCGAGGCCACGCCACCAUGGACACCAAGCGGCGCGAACCCUGGCUAUUUGGAGAGGAAAAUACCCAGCUCAUCAGAAACGCCAUCAAAGAGCGCUAUGCCCUCCUGCCUUAUUGGUAUUCCUUGUUCUACCACGCGCAUGUGGCGUCCGAGCCCGUCAUGAGGCCCCUUUGGGUAGAAUUCCCAAAGGAAUUAGAAACUUUUGAUGUGGAAGAUGAGUACAUGUUGGGAAGUGCUUUGCUAAUACAUCCGGUCACAGAACCAAAGGCCACAAUGGUUGAUGUGCUUUUGCCUGGGUCUGAGGAGGUCUGGUAUGACUUCCGGACGUUUGUUCAUUGGGAAGGAGCACGUACCCUGAAGUUCCCCGUAGCCUUGGAUAGCACGCCAGUGUUUCAGCGGGGUGGCAGUGUGAUACCCAUGAAGACUGCUGUCGGGCGGUCCACAGGGUGGAUGCCCCGUCUCCCGUAUGAGCUCCGGGUAGCUCUGGACUCCCAGGGUUCUGCAAGAGGCGAACUCUACCUUGAUGAUGGACAUUCAUUCCAAUACCUCCAUCAAAAGCAGUUUCUUCAUAGGAAGUUUUUAUUCAGUGCAGGUGUUUUGUCUUCCAGUGGUGCAGACGAAAAUGGUCAUUACCACAGCGAGUGUGUGGUGGAAAAAGUCGUGAUCCUGGGCAUCAAUAAGCAACCUUCCUCUGUGACUGCCAGUUGUCCUGACAUGGCAGACACACAAGUGGCUUUUACCUACGGCUCCAAGACCUCUGUGCUUCACCUGGAAAAACUUUCAUUGAAUGUUGGCGUUGAUUGGGAAAUCCACAUCAAGUGAUAAGAGAAGAAGGACCUUCACAAUCUGCGCAGGAAAGUUCAGAAUCCCAAGAAAACCCAUCUUGGAGGAUGUCAAGAGGCCUCUGUACCUGUGCUGGUCUCUGAUUGACCUGCCUGGCUCACAGAGACUGCUGGCUGGUCGCAGUACAACAAGUGGAGGAAGGAAUAUGAUGAUAUUUCAUAUCUUCUUUUCUUUCUAAGUUUUUGGUGAUAAUAAUUUUUCAUUCAUUCAAAUUUCAUUUCAUUUCAAAUCAUUAAAUUUCAUUAUGUCAGGAGCUGGGGCUUUUCCUUGACACAAAUAACCUAGAAACAGCAAAUGACCUCCAUUUUUAGUAGCAUAGUGUCGUGAUUUGGGGUGGCCCUGUGCCAAGCCCUGUAACACAAUGAGCCACCUCUCCUUCCUGGGCCAGGUGGAGCGGGCUUUAGCUACGGGGACAGGUGGGCAUAGCUCUGCAGGAUUUGCUCCCAUCUGGGCCUUUCCGGGGCUGCUCCAUGGAAGGGAGUCAUGGCCCGAGACAAAGCUAGCAGCUGUGGUUCUAAGGAAUUCUGCCAUAUGUAUGUGGCAUAAACUCUGAAGUUAUAUCCCACCCACUCUGGGAUGAAUGAAACAAAACCUGAACAGCAGCUGAGAGCUUUUUUUGGUCUAGAAAUCUUCUUGAAGGGAGCAAAGAGAGUUCUUCUCCCCUCAGUCCCCAAGAGGUUAAUCUCAAACAGCCUCCCAGACUAAAAAGCACUCUUCUAUAUAUCAUUAUUACUUUUACAAAUCAAUUUUACAAAAAUAUUACUUUCUAGCCCAAGAAGAUACAGUGAGGGGAAAUCUAGGUGGCUCAGUAGAUGGAGAGCCAGGUCUAGAGAUGGAAGGACCUGGGUUCAAAUCUGGCCUCAGAUACUUCCUAAUCGUGUGACCCUGGGCAAGUCACUUAACUCCCAUUGCCUAACCUUUAUUGCUUCCCAUUACACUGUAUUGAUUCUAAGAUGGGAGUCAAGGAUUUCUAAAAAAAAAAAAAGAAAAAGAAAAAACUAUUGUGAGCUUACAUUGCCUAAAAUAUCAAAGAACAGGCUAUUCUCAUUUUCAGGGUCCUCUAUUGAACCCACUCUAUUUCUCCAACUUUGUCUCACACCAUUGUAGAACACAGAUUCUGUGUUCCAGCCAGGCCAGUCCUCGAAUUGUCCACAUUUAUGGCAUCUUAGUUCUUGCCCUCAUCCUUUGUUUAUACUGGUCCCCUCAAAUCAAUUUCUAGACCAAAAAACUCUGCGCUGCCAUUUGAGGUUUUGUUUCACUCAUCAGUGGAGCAGCCCUGGAAAGGCACAGGUGGGAACAAAUCCUGCAGAGCUGUGCCCUUCUGGCCCCCAAGUUAGAGCCUGAUCCCCCUGGCACAGGAAGGAGGUCCCCAAUCUUGUCCCCAAAUAUGACAUACUGUCCACCUAUCCAGAUCUUGCUUCCUCAUCAAAGUUUAGUUUAUGUCUGGUCUCAGACACUUCCUAGCUGUGUGACCCUGGGGAAGUCAUUUAACCCCAAUUGCUUAGUCCUUUUCAGCUCUUUUUGAUUAUUAGUAUUGAUUCUAAGACAAAAAUUUAGGGUUAAAAAAAGUUCAGUUCACCUCUUACCUCCUCCAUGAAGCUUUUCCAACUUUUCCAUGCCCAGUAAUCCAACCCUUCUCAGAAAUUCAUGCAGCAAAAUUAAUGCAACAUGAUCAGUCAAUGAGGGAAGCUGUUGAUUGGAGAAAAUGCUUUACAUCGAAUGUCUGAUAAUACUAAGAUAGAACGAGAACUAAUAGAGCUCUAUGAGACCUAGAACCUUUUUCAGUGGAUAAGUGGUUAAAGAUGAACCAAUAGUCUAGAAAGUCUGACCAUUAGUUUCCAUAGGAAGUUAUUUUCACCAAUAGGAAUACUUAUGGAAGAGAAAUCUGAUUUUGCUGCCUUCUUACCCUUUUCCUUCUGUUGAUUGUUUGUCCAGCUUUAAUUCCUAUCCCAUCCCCCUAAGAAUCAUUAGUUUCUUUUGGUUUUAAAACUCAAAUUUGUUCCUUUUUCUAGUGCUUUUUGAAGAUAUUAAUUUUAUUAAAGUCUUUUCCUUUUUGAAAAAAAGAAAUUAUUUAAAAGAAUUACAAUUAACCAUGUAAAAGGGCAACCAGGUAGUGCAGUACAUAAAGUCUGGGGCAAAAGGUCAGGAAGACAGCUCUUCCUGAGCUCAAAUCUGACCUUGGACCCUUAUGAGCUGUGUGACCCUGGACAAGUCACUUAAUCCUAUUUGCUUCAGUUUCCUCCUCUGGAAAAUGACCCGAAGAAGGAAAUGAGAAAUCACUUCACUGUCUUUGCCAAGAAAAUCCCAAAUGGGAUCAUGAAGAGUCAAAUAUGACUGAAAUGACUGAAUGACAGCCAUGUAGAAAUUGCUCUGAAUAAUAAUAACUAGCAUUUAUGUAACACUUUUAAGAUUUGCAGCAUUCUUUACAUAUAUGAUCUCAUUCAAUCCUCACAAUAACCCUAUGAAGUAGGUGCUGUUAUUAUUAUCCCCAUUUUACAGAUAAGGAAAAUUGAAGCCAAUGGUCCCUCUUCUCUCCUCUUCAUGUCACAUAACUGGGGCAUCUUCCCCCAUUGUCUUCACUCCUGUCUCCUUGCCUAGCCCAAUCCCUGUACGUUCACCCUUGAGCCUGUCCACUUCUGUCUUCUGUAAACAGGUUGCCUUCUUUAUUGUGGCUACUCACAGAUUUUUAGACUUCCUAUCUCCUCCUCUGUUGCCUACAUGCAUGCCCAUGGUUUAGACAUCAUUAAAAAAUCCCUCUCAGCACUACAUCCUCCCUAGCUCUUGUCUUCUAUCUCUUCUCCCCUUCUUGACUCAACUCCUUGAGAAUGCAGAGGGUUCUCUUAGUGCCUUCACUCCCUCUCUUCUCCCUCUCUCCUGAAUCCUCUUCAUCCCCUGAAACUCAAGCCUCCCAAGUCACCAAUGAUCUCUCUCUCUUUUAACUCUCCCCUUCUGUCUUAGGAUGGAUACUAGAUUUAAAGACAGAGUAGUAAGAGCUAGGCAGUGGGAGAUUAGUGACUUGCCCAGGGUCACACAGCUAGGAAGCGUCUGAGGCCAGGUUUGAACUCAGAUCCUCUCGACUCCAGGCCUGGCCCUCUAUCCUCUGAGCCACCUAGCUGCCCCCCAAUAAUCUCUUAAUUACCAGACACAAAGGCCUUUUUAAAAAAAGAAAAAUGCUUCUAGUUCUCUCUGUAGCAUAAAUGACACUGUUGAACACUUUCCCCUCCUCUCUCGAUCUCGUGAUCCUGCUGACUCUCAUUUCCCUCAGAGCCUUCAUCCCUACCACACCCACCCAUCAGGGUACCCCCCAGUGUUUUGUCCCAGGCCUUCUUCUCAUCCCUCUAGACCACCUCACUUCAUGAUCUCAUCAGCUCCCAUGCAUCUGAUUACAAUCUCUAUGCAAAUGAUUCCUAAAUCUAUACAUCCAGCCGUGGUCUCCUUCCUGAGCUGCAGUCCCACAUCACCAAUGCAUUUUGCACAUCAUUCAGCGGAUGCCAAACUCAGCACCUUCAGGACAGACCUCUUGUUUCCCAGCUGUAUGCCAGUACCCGAAUGAGAUCAUUGAAUAAAAAGUCCUCUAUGUUCCGAAAUAUUUAUAGCAGUCCUUUUUAUGGUGCCAAAAAACUGGAAACUAAGAAAAUGUGUCUGAAAAAGUUGUGGGACGUGAACGCGAUGUAUUAUAAGAAACAAAAAAAUAAAUGACUUCAGAAAGACUUCUAUGAACUGAUUAAGAGUGAAGUAAGCAGAGCCAGAAAAAUAACUUAUGCUAUAUCAUCAAUAUUUUUAAAUGAACAAUUUUGAAAAAAUUUUUAACUCACACAGAUGAAAUGAGCAAAACCAGGACAAUUUACACAAUGACAGAAACAUUGUAAAAACUAGUGAUUCUGAAAGCUUGUGGGAACUAUAAUCAAUACAAUGAAACACCAUGAUUCCAGAGAACUAAUAAUGGAGCAUGUUACCCAUUAGAGAAAGAGACACAGAUAUUUUUGUAUACAGCCAAUGGGGGGAUCAGUUUUGCUUGACUAUGCAUCUAUGUAAGAAAUUUGGGUUUUUUCUCUCUUUUUCAAUGAAUGGAGAAUGUGAGGGAGAGAAAAUAAUUUUUUGUUAUAGAGAGGUAAGAGGAGGGGCUUUACAAAUGUGAGAUAUUGCCUCCACUUUCAGAUGAGGUUGCAACAUUGUAGUACUAAUUUUACUUAUUUUUACUUAGUUGCAAGAGAUCACUCACCAGAUGAGAAUAAUCUCUAAAUGUAUGUAAUAGAAAAACAAAACAUCAAUAAAACGAAAAAUGACAGAAAA
Messenger RNA from Monodelphis domestica (gray short-tailed opossum), 7630 nucleotides. It is a transcript of the gene GANC, whose product is annotated as glucosidase alpha, neutral C. Gene Ontology annotation, biological process: carbohydrate metabolic process; N-glycan processing. The record is from RefSeq and is a predicted model, not a curated record. NCBI's taxonomy places the organism in Eukaryota, Metazoa, Chordata, Mammalia, Didelphimorphia, Didelphidae. Gene Ontology annotation, molecular function: alpha-1,4-glucosidase activity; carbohydrate binding.